CUUAGAGCACAAGGAUAGCUCUUAUGGUGUCACGGCCCGCGCGUGUCGCCCGAGGCUCACGCGCCAUCAGCAGAUUAGUUAAGAGGACUCAAGCCUUGGAUUCGCAACAGGCACAAAGGCGGCUCGCAACAGCUGGACAAAACAGGCUGCUACGAAUCCAGAAUCCAACUGCGGAAACAAACCUUUUAGGUCGGUUAAGGGAUAGGUAGGUGAAGGGAUGAUUUCGUCAUAUGUAAUCUUGGAACCGUUGGAUUAAUUCAAUCCUGACCAUUGAUUCAUAUAAGCCUCAUGGAGGCUUCCAGUAUAAAAGGGACCUUACAAUGAUGCAUUUUACCAUACAAGUUUCAGCAUUACUAGCAACUCUCCUAUUUUCCAGCCAUUGCCUUUCGUUUGUUCUUUUGAACGUUGGCAUAAGUCCAGCUCGUGACACGGGCUUUGAUCAGUGAAUCUACAUGGAACCAUCACGAGCUCGGAGACCCUUUGACUUCUCAGAAGAAGAGGUUCUUUUCCUUUCCUUCUUUGAAAAAAACAAAUGAUCUUUUUUCUUUCUUUUUUCUUGUACGAGAGAAUUGAAUGGAAAAACCCAUGUUAAAUUUUGGCUUUUGGGUAUGUUUGGUUCAAUUUGCGUUAAUUUUCUCGUAUAAGUUUCCUCUGGAAAUGUAGAAGGUUAAUCUUGGUUCCACAAACAUUUUAUUUUUCUGGGUUUUCUUUUUUUUUUUUUUUCUUUUGGGAAUAAUCUGGUGCUUGCUGUAUAUUAUGAAUUUUCUGAUAUGGAAAUACCUUUAUACUAAAGUAUUGAUCUUUGAAUGUUAAAGUGAAAUGAUACCUAAGAUGUUUUUGAGUGUUUUGUAUUAGAUGAUACCAUGGAUUAUGCUAAGGUGCCUUUGGUUGAUUGGUAUUAUGAUUGAUUGCGUUGUUGUUAUUCAGUCAUUUCUAUUGGAGAAAGAUAUAGAUAAGAAACUGGGUAGGAGAGAACGAGAGAAAAACUAGUUUUGAAGACCUGGAAAAGAAUAAUUGAAGGGGUGUUCCAAUCUCUCCAAUGAAUUCCAUAUUGGAAAAAGUGGAGAAUGAGAGAAAAACUAGUUCCAAUCUCUCUAAUGAAUAUCAUUUUGGAAAAGAUUGCUGAAUACUUGCAUCUCAUGGACAUAGAGAAAGAGGACCGGAAAGUUAAACCUACUGAAACUAUAAAAAAUUUCAAUGAGAAGGGAAUCAUUUCCGAGAAUAUUCAGGAUUGUUCCUUUUCUAGCCAACCGCUCAAGGAUGAUGAAAGGCUAGUUUAUCUUGGUAAUCUGACAGACCAUGUAGUUGUCAAUAAUUUUUUUAGAUUUAAAUUACUUGUCAAAAUACCAUCAGAGAAGAGGACCAUUGUGGUUGAAGCAAGGGCUCUUGAUACUGUCCAAAGGAUCAAGUCAUCGAUCCAGUUGAGAGAGGGGAUAGAAAUGGAUCAGUUCUCGCUUGUCUAUGAAGGAAAACUAAUUGAAGAGGAUAGGAUUCUGAGCUCUCUCAAUGUAAAGAAUGAGUCAACCAUUUGUCUUGUUUUCUGCCCAAAGGAUGUGCUGUCAAUUUAUGUGAAAGCACUAACUGGAGAAGUUGUGAAACUCAAAGUUAAGGUUACAUUUACUGUGGCUGAUGUCAAAGCUAUAGCUGGGGGCAAGUUGGGUUCCUCAGUAGGCAGUUUGUUCUAUUUAGGACAGCAGCUUGAGGAUUCCAAAAUCUUGGCUUGUUAUGACAUCAAAGAGGAAUCUAUGCUAGAGAUGUUGCAUCCACAAUUUCAGAUAUUUGUUAGAACCUGGAGUGGGAGAACCUUAACUCUUGAUGUAAAGCAGAGUUCAACCGUCCAAGAUGUCAAGGAUAAGAUUUUUCAGAAGCUGAAGAUUCCUGUUCAUCUUCAGAGUAUUGUAUUUGCUGGAAAACGACUUGAAAAAGGACGUGAUUUGGCCAGUUACAGCAUCCAGAAGCAUAGCACUCUUUGUAUGGUUUUUGCACCCUCAUCAACCAUCAUGCAUAUGAAAGUGAGCAAAAUUAGUAGGCAUAUAUCUCAUUUGACCACUGUCCGAGAUGUGAAAGAAUUGCUUCGAUCGAAAAAGGGAAUUCCAGUGAAGGAAGUGCUAUUUGAAAAGGCGGCAUUGCAUGAUGACAUUUCUUUGGAUCAGUAUGGGAUCCACAAGAAGGCCACAUUGGCUAUUGUCUAUUAAAUGCUGUGAAUGCAAAUGUGAAUCCAGCUUUUUUGACCAAAGCAAAGUAGAUCAGACUGGUAUUUGAAUGUGAAAUUUCUAGAAUUCUAUUAUCUCUGUUUUUACAGCCAACCCAAGAAUGGGAUAUAAGGCUUAGCUUGUUGAUAUUGUAUUGUUUCUGCUUUUAUUUCCCUGGAUGUAUUUAUCUUUGGUUCUUCGGUCUUGAACAAAAGUAUUUAGUUAGAAGACUUGGCUGGAA
Molecule: messenger RNA, 2433 nt
Organism: Durio zibethinus
Lineage: Eukaryota; Viridiplantae; Streptophyta; Magnoliopsida; Malvales; Malvaceae
Source: RefSeq, a predicted model, not a curated record